AUGAGUGCUGCGCCAAGACUUUUGGAGUUUCUUAAAUGGACCGGGAAGCUCAAGGACCUGAAGAGAACAGGAUGGGUCCUGAGGAAUGUCUCUGAACCAGAGCGCGUUUCAUCGCACAUGUACCAAAUGGCUGUGAUGUCUAUGAUUCUGGAUGUACCUGGCUUGGACAUGACCAGAUGUCUGAAGAUGGCACUGGUACACGACAUGGCGGAGUGUAAAGUCGGGGACAUAACCCCGCAUUGUGGAGUAGCCAGUGACGUGAAGAAGAAGCUCGAGUUGGAGGCUUUUUCUGGACUCGGUCAAAUGCUCUCCUCUGCCAAGUCCGAGGAAUUUCAAGCUUUAUUUAGGGAAUACGAGGAACAAACAACAGAAGAGGCUAAAUUCGUCAAGGAUCUCGACAUGUUCGACAUGAUACUAACUGCCUUUGAAUACGAGCGACACGGCCGGUGUUCGAUGUUGUCUGGCAACUGCGCCCCGUUGCAGGAAUUUUUCGAGUCGACUAGAGGGAAAUUCAAAACUGAGGCUGUGAAGCAACUUGUUGAGGAAUUGUACAGACAACGGGAAGAGUUUUUGAUUGAAGCCAGUGCAGUGAAUGACGGAGCUGGCUUGGAACUCAAGUGA
Molecule: messenger RNA, 621 nt
Organism: Notodromas monacha
Lineage: Eukaryota; Metazoa; Arthropoda; Ostracoda; Podocopida; Cyprididae
Source: the annotation of a GenBank genome assembly